Dictyostelium purpureum is the source of this 758-nucleotide messenger RNA. RefSeq lists its product as uncharacterized. NCBI's taxonomy places the organism in Eukaryota, Evosea, Eumycetozoa, Dictyosteliales, Dictyosteliaceae. The transcript has a single exon. The record is from RefSeq and is a predicted model, not a curated record. The coding region runs from base 63 to 662 and encodes 199 amino acids.
UAGUAUUAAACACCUAUAUAUCAAAUAGAAUAGUUACUAUAUAAUAUAUUAAAAUAAAUAAAAUGGGUUUGUCAUAUAUAAAUAAAAAUAAAAGUUCUGAAAUAUUAGGGGAUAAUAAUAAGAAUGAAGUUUUAUUAGUUCAUUCAUCUAAAAUAAGAAAUAUAAUGGAUGAUGACGAAGAAGAUAUAGAUAUUGAAAAUGAUAAAAAUAGUUUGAUAAAUUCUAAUUUAGAUAAAGAUUCAAUCUGUUCAUCAUCAGUGUCAUCAUCAUCAACUACAGAUUUAUCAACAGUACUGGGUGGUAUCAAAGAUGAAGAGCAGAGAAGACUGACCGAUAAUCAAAUCCAAAUAAAUGAUCAACCAAAGCCACAACUAAAUCAGCUUCAAGACCUACAACAUAACGAAGAUGAAAAGGUAGAAUGUGAACAUUACAACUAUGCUCGAUUGUUUUUUGCUCUUGGUUUGUUGUUCUAUUUCCCGUUAAUUUAUUCAAUUAUGUAUAUUAGAGAACCAAAUAAAAAUGUAAAAGCUUUUGCAAGGGUAUCUUUAGCAACACUAAUAUUGUAUCCCGCAUUUUUAAUAUUAAUAACAGUAACCACAGGUAGAUUUGACAAUGGCAAAUACUGGGAGCCAACAUCGCGUCAAUGGAUAAGCAGGGCAUAGAAUAUUUUAAAUUAAUUGUAAAUAAAAAGAAAAUAAAAAAUAAAAAAAUAAACUAGUUAAAGAUUUUAAAUAGUCUUUUCUUUUUGUUCCAUUUUU